GGAGCAGGUCGGCUCCCGGCGUGCAGCGCGCCCGCUUGGUGUGCUGGACGUGGUGGGAAGAGCGUCCCGGAAGGCGGAAGUGCGGGGGCUUCUGGUCGGCGUGAACUGCGUGAGGUCUGAGUUUCCGAACCGUCUCAGGUAAGAUAUGGCUAAAAGCUUACGUAGUAAGUGGAAAAGGAAGAUGCGUGCUGAAAAGAGAAAAAAGAAUGCCCCAAAGGAGCUCAGCCGACUUAAAAGUAUUCUUAAAGUAGACAGUGAUAUUUUAAUGAAAGAUGUUCAAGAGGUAGCAACUGUGGUGGUACCUAAACAUUGUCAAGAAACAACCCAGUGUGUGGUGAAAGAUGAAAAAGGUUUUGUAGUAGUGGAGAAGACCAGAGUUUUCAGCAUAUGAAAGUGUUGUUGCAGCAGACACAUAGCCGUAUCACAAGGAAAUGUUCAGGAGGAGUGGGGACCUUUUACGUACUCAUGCUAGGUCAAAGGCCACUCUGCUGUUGCCAAGGCCCUAACAGGCAGCAGGAGGACCAGGGCUAGUUUUGUGCCUGCUCACCAAAAACCCCUAAAUUUUAUGUAGUUGAGUGCCAAUUUGCACCUAUUUUAGACCAGGAGAAAAAUAUUAUGUCAAAUAAGACUCACUUGGUGAAAUAAUAGUAAUAACUACCAACAUUCAGUGAAUGCUAUGUGUUAAUACUUGACCUAUAUUUCAUUUAAUCCUUAAAACAAUGCUGUGGGACCAAUACCCUUUAUUCUUUUGUUUUAUUUAUUUGUUAUUAAGUAAAUGUAAUCAUUUAUGUGCAGAUGAGGAAACAGCUUUGAAGAGGCAAGUAAAUUUGUCCAAAGUCAUGUAACUUAAGUGUGGGCAAGGGUGUCCCAGGGUGUAAAAUGAAAGCCUCUCAUGGGAAUCUUUGGAGAUACAGAUUUUGAUUCGAUCUAAGGAAGAACCUUCUGACUAAGAUGUUGGGAGGUGGAAUAGGCAGGCUUGGGAGUACUACCCUGUCAAAUGAAGGCUGGACAGCCACUUGUAGGUAGCAGGAUGGAUUCAAACCUUCUACUUGAAAUUUGGGUGGAAAACUGCUGAAGUCCUUUCUAGCUAAGAAAAUGCCUUGCAGGAAUUUGUCAUGUCCGAAAUGUAUUGUGCUUAUUUUGCCCUGACAGUCUUUUGGCACUACAUGAUUGCAGACAUAAGUAUCUUUUUGGUGGAAAUAACAAAAUCUGAAAUCUCCUUAAAUUUGUUAAUGUUAAGUCUGGUAUUCAUUCCACUAAGUUCCACUUUAAAGUAUGCAAAAUGUUAUAAACAUCUGCUUUAAACAAUGAAUGGCGUAAAGUCCUUUGCAUUUUAAUUUAAAGAAUGGCACGGUUUUAUAAUACAUUUAUUUUAAAACAUGCAGAAUGUAUUGAAUUUUCUAAAGUGAUGGCUUGUCUUGGCAUUAUGCUAUCUUAUGAAACACUUUCUCACUCUCACAAUGUGUCUGUAUAGUUUUCAAUAUCAGCAAAACCUUUAAAUAUUAGUUGGGUGUUGUGUAUCGUUGUAUGGUGACUGCUAGUACAUAUGGUAUUUCUGAUCCAUGUAAUAAAGUACAUUUGUCAUGUAUCUUGUGAUCUGCAUAACCUCUCAACUGUUACUUCAUAAAUCUGCUCUAUCAGAGAACUGCUUUGUACAGCAGUGGUUGAAGCUGCUUUUAAUAAACUAAUAUUUUGUGUCUUUUAUAUGUAA
Messenger RNA from Manis pentadactyla (Chinese pangolin), 1711 nucleotides. RefSeq names its product LLP homolog, long-term synaptic facilitation factor (gene LLPH). Gene Ontology annotation, biological process: dendrite extension. Lineage: Eukaryota; Metazoa; Chordata; Mammalia; Pholidota; Manidae. Gene Ontology annotation, cellular component: nucleolus. Gene Ontology annotation, molecular function: RNA binding. The record is from RefSeq and is a predicted model, not a curated record. The transcript is spliced from 4 exons. The coding region runs from base 146 to 391 and encodes 81 amino acids.